Molecule: messenger RNA, 674 nt
Organism: Diospyros lotus (date-plum)
Lineage: Eukaryota; Viridiplantae; Streptophyta; Magnoliopsida; Ericales; Ebenaceae
Product: chaperone protein dnaJ 20, chloroplastic-like
Exons: 1
Coding region: 32-520 (162 amino acids)
Cellular component (GO): chloroplast
Source: RefSeq, a predicted model, not a curated record
UCUCUCUCACAAAGGAGAAACAAUAUUGCAGAUGAGUUUAAAGAUGGAAAUCAUGGUUCCGUUGCAUUACGGUGGCGGGAAUAGAGGAAGCAUCCACAAGGUAAAAGCCGUGUCAUGCAUGGCCGGAAAGUUGGCCAUGCCGCAGGAACGGAAAACCAACUUCUAUGAAGUUCUGUCUCUUGGUUCGGAGAAGGUAGGGUUUGAGGAGAUCAAGAAGGCUUACAGAGCCAUGGCUCUUCAGUACCACCCCGACGUGUGCCCUCCCUCAACCAAAGAGGAGUCCACGAGGCGAUUCGUCGAGCUCAGAGAGGCCUACGAGACGCUUUCAGAUCCGGUUUCGCGCAGAAUUUACGACUGUGAGUUAGGGUUGGUUGAAUCGUCAGGGUUCAGUGUUCGUGGCGCUGGGGAAGAAGAGAGGAGAUCAAGAUUCGCAAAGGAGGUCUGGGAGAAGCAGCUCGCCGGACUGAGAAAGCGGUCCGAUGACAGGAUGAUGAGGCGGAAGAAGACAACAAUAAUAUAGAUCUAUCUAGGAGAUCGAAGACAGCUAAUUCAGUUAAUUUGUUCCGAUUGUUAAUACACAGCACCAUUAAUCCUGAGAGUCCAGUGAUCUGCUUCCUUGAAUAAACCCACAAUGUACGAUUCUUACCGUAAUCAAAAUUUAUUAAUUUUUCUUC